AAAACGCAAGUCAAUCGUAAUUCAUAAUAAAACCCGAUUAUUUCUUUAAUUUUUGGUUUCAACGUUAAUAUGGUUGGUUUUAACAUGGACGGGCCGGCGAGAGACCGAGUACUGAGACUGAUGGAGGAGAAGGAUAGACUGGAGAGAGAGAUUCACGACCACACGGCGGUGUUGGAAACCAACAAUGUUGGUAUGCACGACUCGCUGGUUGACGCUGAUGGGUUUCCGCGGAAUGAUAUAGAUGUGUACAAAGUGCGACAUGCUCGGCAUCAGAUCAUAUGUCUCCAGAAUGACCACAAAGCCCUAAUGAGGAGAAUAGAGCAGGGGUUGGCUGAGGUACACGCAGACCUCAUGGGGUCCACUGGGGAAGGAUCCGCAGCUCAAGCUCUUGAAUCCCUGCACAUGAACGGAAAUGGGACACAUCAUCAAGCCGAUAGCCCUAUGGAGGUGGAAGAUGAGCGGCAGGUGUUUGCAAGGGUUUCUUUUGUGCAUAAUGGGUCUCCAGCUGAUGAUGCAGGCUUGUGUGUCGGCGACGAGGUGAUCCAGUUCGGAUCCAUCACGGCGCAGAACUUCAACGACAUGUCGCAGGUGCACGACGUCGUGUCGCACUCCGUGGGCCAGCGUCUACAGGUACGCGUGCGUCGCGCGCGGCUGGUGCUGAACCUGUCGGUGGUGCCGCGGCCGUGGGCGCAGCCCGGCCUGCUCGGCUGCCAGAUCAACAGGAUCGCCUAGGCCUAGGAGCCCUACGGAAGAGCAUCGUGCGAACACUGCCUGGAAUAUUGCGGCCUUUGUGUUUGCCUCUGUUGUCUCAAAAUUCAUUUAAAAUAAACGAAUGUAUUUGAAUUGGUGCGGAUAAAA
This is a messenger RNA of Cydia fagiglandana, 858 nucleotides long. Its product is annotated as 26S proteasome non-ATPase regulatory subunit 9. NCBI's taxonomy places the organism in Eukaryota, Metazoa, Arthropoda, Insecta, Lepidoptera, Tortricidae. The coding region runs from base 70 to 732 and encodes 220 amino acids. Gene Ontology annotation, cellular component: cytoplasm; nucleus. Gene Ontology annotation, molecular function: protein binding. Gene Ontology annotation, biological process: proteasome regulatory particle assembly. The transcript is spliced from 4 exons. The record is from RefSeq and is a predicted model, not a curated record.